This is a messenger RNA of Scaptodrosophila lebanonensis, 2132 nucleotides long. RefSeq names its product N-acetylglucosaminyl-phosphatidylinositol de-N-acetylase (gene PIG-L). Gene Ontology annotation, molecular function: N-acetylglucosaminylphosphatidylinositol deacetylase activity. Gene Ontology annotation, cellular component: endoplasmic reticulum. The record is from RefSeq and is a predicted model, not a curated record. The coding region runs from base 252 to 1361 and encodes 369 amino acids. NCBI's taxonomy places the organism in Eukaryota, Metazoa, Arthropoda, Insecta, Diptera, Drosophilidae. Gene Ontology annotation, biological process: GPI anchor biosynthetic process. The transcript has 4 exons.
GGGAAAGGGUCCCCGUAGAAAAACGAAAACACGCAGAGAAUGUUGAGUUUAUAAUUUAAGAGGUGUGCGGAUGGAUUAAAGCCGUUUCAAGUAUUAAAUUACACCGUCGUUUUUUAGUGUUUAACCUAGUGAAAUUCAUUCUUUAGGACGCCAAGCUUUUUAGGUACCAAUUUAUUUUGUUCUCAUAUGUCCAUUUUUGGCAAACAUUUUGGCCAAAAGAAACGCCAAAAAAACAACGUCAACGCAAUGAAAUGAGAUUUAACUGGCUGAGCGAAUACUUGGCCCAAAUUAAUACGAGCGCAAUUUACGAGGCGACAACCCAACGCUGGACGCAACUGAGACAUAACGCUGAAGAGUUGUUACAACUUCAACAACAAUUGAGCCCUCAAGCCAUAUACUGCCGCAUUAAGUCAACGUCAGCCGAAGCGCUGGAGCAUAUUUUGAUUGUAUGUGCGGUAUACUUACUAGUAUGCCUGGGCCUAUACAAGUUGACCUUUUGGCUGACGCCAGGCGCAGGCACCGGCAAUACCAACACCAACGAACAGAACAACCGCCAACAUCGUGGAGGAGGAGAAGGUGACGCGGGGGCCAACAGUCUGCGAAACUUUCUACAAUCGGGUCUACGCUUACGUAGCGUACAUCUGCCUCAUGCAGCGAAAAUGGGGCGCGUGCUCCUUGUUACAGCGCAUCCCGAUGAUGAAUGCAUGUUUUUUGGCCCGCUAAUAUACUCGUUAACGCAACGCGAUGGCUGCCAGGUGUAUGUGCUUUGCCUCUCGAAUGUGUCGGCUCUCUUUUUAGGAAACUUUGAGCAGCAGGCGCAACUGCGUCGGGAGGAACUUUGGCGCGCCUGCAAACAUCUGGGCAUUCCCGAGUCCAAUAUUGUGUUGAUGAAUGCCACAAACCUUCCCGAUGAUCCCAAUGUUGAAUGGCGACCGGAUGCCGUAGCUAAUUUGAUAUUACAUACGGUCGAGAGUCUCGAUAUACAAGCAAUUUUCACCUUCGAUCGUGACGGCGUCAGCUCGCAUCCAAAUCAUUGUGCCGUUUAUUAUGCAGCAGCAUCAUUGUGCUUGGCCAAUUUAUUGCCUAAAGCCUGCAAGUUUUAUACGCUAGACACAAUCAAUAUUGUGCGCAAAUAUUUGUCCGUUUUCGAUUUGCUGUGCACCUGCUUUAUGUCCACGCAUUGGUGCAUCUUAAGCUGGAAAGAGGCGGCCAUUGUCAGGCGCGCCAUGCUGGAGCAUAAAUCACAAAUGAAAUGGUUUCGUUGGCUUUACAUUUAUACAUCGCGCUACAUGUUUAUAAACUCGCUGCGCGAAAUCAAUCUCUCGGAUGUUGAACUGGAAAUGCAAAUACAUGAUAAUUAGUGAAUGGAUUUUCCGUUCGUUGUUUAAAUUUUUGUUCUCUUUAGGUUUGUUUAAAGCUAAAAACAAACAGAACACCAAAAAGACAAACUACCUUCGUAAAACGAAAGCUUGGCCCUUGCGUCAAGCCUUGACACUGACGAUUCUACUACUACUUAUUAGCAGGUACUACCUAAAACUUUAUAGGCAUUACAAAUAAAAGCGCUUUGAACUAGCCAAAUUCUAUAGAAUUUUUUGUGGUAGCGAUCAUAGAAAAUCCAACCAGGGAGCAACUACACAUAAUUAUGAUUACCAAACCCAAUAAAUAUCAUUGUUAGUCACAUAUACAUACACACACACACACACGUACACACAUAUCUAUAAACUAGACUCACUGCAACAUUAUUAUUUAAAGCAAUGUUCCAAAAUGUGCGAUAAACUUGUAGUCAUGUGUAAAAAAUGAAACUGUAUGCAUUAUGAUUGUUAUUAUUAUUAUUAUUAUUAUGAGUAUAAUUAAUUUAUGUUUUCAUGUACAUUAAAUAAUUACCUACCUUAGCAUACAUUCUGUGAGCUCUCUAAUUAAUUUGCGUAUGUAAAUUGUAAAAUAGUUUGUUGUAAGCAGCGAAGUACAAUAAUUUUUAUAUAUAUGCAUAAAAUACAUACAUACUUAUGAGCCAGGCCGUUAAAUAGUCUAUAAUGAGAGAAUUAGAGAUGCUGAGAACGUGUUAAAUAUUGAGAUAUUGUAUUUUUAACUUGCAUAACUAUGAAACAAACAAAAAAAAAAGCACUUUUAAA